AUGUCUGGCCCUCAGACUCCCAGUCUUUCUGACUGGGAGGCCGUGACGCCGACCCUGUCGCCCUCGGUGACUGGGCCGGCGGCCGGCUCGCCGACGCUCAAGGCCACCCCCUCCCUGCUGGAGCGGAUAUCCAAUCACCGGACGCCACUGUCGCUGCACUCGCAGAAGCGCAAGCAGGCCGCAGCGGCGGCCACUGGCCAUGGGUAUGGCCAGGGCGGCAGUGGGAGCGGCGGCUACCCAAGUCAUCCGGGUGGUGGUAGUGGUGGCGGCGGCGGCGGCGGCGGCGGCGGCGGCGGCGGCGGCGGCGGCGGCGGCAACGGUGGUGGCACUCUCGCAGCGCCCCCUUCCUCGACGGACUUUUCUUUCCUGCCGCCUCUGGGCCCCGGGUCGGCGGCUUCUGGCCGGGCGGUGUUUGACACGGGGCCGGGGGCCGGCAGCGGCUCCGGUCCCCGGGACCGACCGGCCGGCCCCGGCCAAAAGGUCUUCCUCCUGCCGGAGCGCCUGAAGGUCGGGCGCCUGGCCGCCUGGAAUCACAUCACGCGCCAGGACCUCCAGUAUUGCGUGGCCCAGCCGGUUGUCCAGCUGGCCGGUUACCAGUUGAAUGUUGUCGAGCAAUGGCUCACCGAUCGGCGGCGCUUUCUCAACACAUUGCUGGUUCAGACCGACAACACCGCGGAUGUGGUUUUCCUGACCUCGCUAGCGCCAAUGGCGGUUCUCGGAUCGCCGGACGCCGCUCCGCGGGCCAUCCAGGCACAGGACAUUCACAGCUGCUUCCCGGACUUGGCGGCGCGCUUCAUCCUGCAGAUUCCUACGGAUGAGGGUGUUGUGGGAAUUGCCCGCAUGAAUCACUUCCCGCCAACCCUGAAUCUGAUUCACGUCCCGAAUGGCGAUUAUGACUCCUCCCUGGCCCGGAUUGUCAUCAGCAUCAACCUCAAGAGGGCCGGCUUCACCGGUCGGACGGCCGUGUCCAUUGUCCACCACCGCGAGGCCAUCGAGAAGUUCAAUGCGCUGUACUUGAUUUCGCCCCUGGUCCCGUACUCUUUCUCGGUGGUGGAGCUGAUCCGACUGGCACAGACGGGCUUGGCCCUGUGCGGGUUCUUGGUCCCCCCGAAUCAACGCUCCUCGCCGAGCUUCCUCUUCCCCCGGGGCAAGGCCUCGGCCGGCGGGAAUGGCGGUGGCAGCGCGGCUCCCGGAAGUGGCAGCACCUCCCCGGACCCCGAGGGCCACAUGUUUGACGAGGAUCCGGAAGUGUUGCAUCAGCGCUUCCUCAUCCGCUGGCGGGAUCCCUCCUUCGCUCAGUUGCGCGAUGGGCUCCUCUGCGAUCAGACGGUCCUGGCCUUGAAGCUGUACCUCGUGGUGUUUAUCAAGCGCGACUCGCAGCCGCGCGGCUUGGCCACGGAUGAAAGCCUGCUUCUUCGGCAAAUCAUCACACAUAUUCUGUCGACCGUGUGCACGGUUCGGCAUAUUCUCAGCCUUCAUGGAUUUUCGGUCCCGAAGGACCCCUUUUCCAGUGCGCCGGAGUUUGUUCGCGCGGUCCGGCAAUUCCAGCUUCACCAGCUGGCCGGUGAUCCCUAUGGCGUGAGGCGACACUUUGCGCAGGACAGCGCUGCCCGGCACUUCGAUCAGCCUCCCCACGCAUCGGGCCUCAUCACGCCCGGGCUGCUGCAGCUCCUGGCCCCCAUCCAGAGCGAGCUUGCCCGGCAGCUGACCCUCAACCCGAAGACGCUGAUCCUGUCCACGUCCAACCUGCCGACGUCCUUCGAGUCAAGUGGCCCGGGAUCGCGCCCGGGAAUCCUCCAGCGGGCCGGGUCUUUCGGCGUGCCGGGAACCGGGGCCAGCGUCGUACGCGAUGGAGCGGAUGCCCCCAUGGGGAUGGACUUGUCGCCGGUCCCCUCGGCGCCGAUGCUGGGGUCGCUGGACACCGGUGACGAUGCCGGGCCGGCGAGUAUCCCCUCGUCCGGGGGCAUGGGUGGCGGCGGCGGCGGCGGCGGCGCCCCCACCGCUACCGCCACCGCUGGCACCAGUGGCACGGCCGGUGCUCUUGGGACCACGGCCACCGGCGGGGGGCCUCUGAGCGCGUCGGCGGUGUUUACCUCCGCUUCCAUCGAGCAGCUGGUCCUGCAGCAGGUGGUGCAGGGUGCUUUGCGAGUCGAGGCGCCGGAGGUGGCCCCGGCCGCCGGGGCAUCCUUCUUCACCGGCGACCCGGAAAUCGGGGCCGGAUUGGACUUGGCGGCGUUGGCCCUGUAUCCGACCUUCGAUUUGUCGCAGCUGCUUUCUCGGCCGAAUUUGCCGCCGCGCAUGCGUGCCCUCUGGGAGGGCCGGGUGGGCGGGGCUGCUGGCGGAACCGGGCCCGGCGGCCAUGCCCCCUCGCAAGGGACCCCUGGGGCUGAUCUUGCUGGCGCCGGCGCCAGUGGGAUUGCCCCCGGCGCCGGGCACCAUUCGAUCGCCGCGCUGGACCCGGAGGACCUGGCAAGCGGUGGGGGCUCCUUUGCCCCGGGGACCGAGCAGCCUUCCAGUUUCGAGAAGCUCUUUUCCAACCCCGUGAAGCAGGUUACCCGCGGGGCCCUGGCCGGGAUGCCCUUUUCCUCGUCGCGCAUGGCCGACUCCCGGGGGUCCGGGUUCAUCCGGCUGGAUGACAGUGCCUUCAGUGGAGGCCCCGCCGCCGGGUACUGCCCCUUCUGGGCCAGUACCACGUCGAUGACCAUCUGCUCCAACACGUAUCUCAACAGCCUCAGCCAGCCGGCGCCGCGGGUGCCUGGCGGGUUGGUCGGCGGCGGAGGUGCCGGUGGGCUGGCCGCCUCCGGCGGGUCGGCCACCCGGCCGAGUCUCCAUCCGAUCGACACGUCCAGCGCCCUGCUUGGCGGCGGGGCGGCCGAUGCCCCGACUUCGGAUGACAGCCGGGCCGGCUCGUCGGCCUCCUCGCGGCACUUUGGCCGGCGUGUCCUCGGGGGCCGGAAGGAUGCCUCUGUCGUGGGAGAUGGCUCGGGCGCCGGGUCGACUCCGGAGACGCCCAGUGGCCCGAGCUCUGCCGGUACCGGGCAGGCUGGCGGCUCGCGCAAGAACUUCCUCCGCGGCAUGAGUGGUAUCCAAUCAUCGUUGCAGAUCACUGUCGAUGGGCUUCGACGGGUCCCCGGGUCCUACCCGCACUUCAAGCACAACCGCCGGGCCGCCGGUGGGGGAGCCGCUGCCGGGGCCGGGCCCGGCGCUGGCAAUGGCGACUCGGCUGCCGGGUCUUCCGGGGCCGGUGGCUCUGUGUCUGGGGAUCUUGUUGCCGGCGGGGCCGAUGCCGGGGCCAAUGGUCAGCUUCUGGGUGGCCUGUCCGGGGAGUUCCACGAACUGGCCCGAGCGGCGCGGCUGUCCGAAUCGCGGUUUCUCCACUCGGUCCGCCGGGUCGAGGACCUGGCUCUGGCACAUGAACGGGCCCUCUCCAUUGCCUCGGCUUCGCUGGAGGAGCGAGCCUUCGAGUUCAAGGCCCUGGAGUCGCACCUGCGUGCGGGGCUCAUCCCACGGGCGCAUCUGCUGCUGGCUCGGUCGCUGGGACACUCGAAUGCCCUGCCGGGGCCACUGCAAAGCUACCUGAUGUCAGGACUCAGUGGGCUGAUGGGCGAUGUGGCAGCCGCGCUGGACUCGGCCGAUGGCGACGACCUGCCGGACUUGUCCUUCGCCUCGCAGCAGCUGGAUUACGAGCUGCAGGUGUGCAUGUCCCGGGCGGAUGAGCUGAGGGAUGCGCUGCAAAUGCACUUGGAGACUUUGAGCCGCGUGGAGGCCAGCCUCCACCGGCGCCACAGCUCCCUCCUUUGGAUGGCCCACAGCCGGGUGAUCCGCGCCUGGAAUAUGCUCAUGGGCAGCAUGUCCUCCAAUGAUCCGCUUCGGCGUCCGGCGCCUGCCUUCCUGCCAGUGGUGGUCUUCUUCAUCAUCGGCGGGGUGAGCUGGUACUUUGUGCUGCUCCUGGUCAAGGUGGUGACUAGCGCGUCGGCGAGCGUUGCCGUGGGAUAG
Molecule: messenger RNA, 3996 nt
Organism: Fonticula alba
Lineage: Eukaryota; Rotosphaerida; Fonticulaceae
Exons: 9
Coding region: 1-3996 (1331 amino acids)
Cellular component (GO): Sin3-type complex
Source: RefSeq, a predicted model, not a curated record